AUUCAAAUUUGAUCAAAGUAGACAUGAAUGAAUCUAAACCUCUAGUUUUUAACGAAUGCAUGAAGCACAUCAGUUUUGGCAAUGAAUCGAUAUGGCAUGACAGUGAACAAGAAUCCAACUUGACUCAAGGAACCCUCCAUCGACUCUUCAUUGGCGCCCAACGCCAGGAACCCAGCCAUGUCGCCAUACCAGCCACCAUCUUUUACAGCCUCCUCUUUAUAUUUGGCACCCUGGCUAAUGGUCUCAGCAUCCUAACUCUCUUAAAAAAUGGAAAAAUUAAAGUGAGCUCUGUUCGCUUUUACCUCCUCAGUUUGGCUCUGGCAGAUGUUUUGUUGCUUCUAACAAUCCCAGUCACACUUUACCGGUACUUCUGGCAGUAUUACCCUUGGGCUCUUUCCGACGCUGUAUGUAAGCUUUACUUUAUGAUAAGGCAGGUUUACUGUGCUACAACCAGCUGGACCAUUAUUGCAUUUACUUUAGAGAGAUAUAUUGCAAUUUGCCACCCGAUGUGGUCCGUUACUGGCCUUCGUAAAUCUCGCAUGGUCUAUCUGUUGGCUUUCAUCUGGCUUUUGGCUUUACUUACCACCAUCCCAGUAGCUAUAGUGUAUGGUGAAUCAUCAGCCUGUAUCUUAGACUACACAGCCACGUCCCAGGAGGAAGCUGUACUCGAUUCUACUGUAUGUGAAAUGCUGGAACAAAAGCCUUUUAUUGUCUACAAGAGCAUUCUGCAGACGCGCAGUAUUUUGUUUUUUGUCAUGCCAUUGUUGGUCAUUAUUAUUUUCCACGUACUGAUUUUCCAUCACUUAAAGCUGAACCAUCGUCAGAGGAAGAAGAUCAGCCUUACCGGCACACAUUUGCAUUUUGCAUCCACUCACGUGAAACAUCCUCGAAGUCGACCGUUUUCUGAAAAAAAGGCUCGACAACUUAUGGGUGAGUAGUUUAUUGAAAUUACUAUAUCAAAGCUAUUCAUUAACUAUCUAAACCUAAACAGUAAAGAAGCAGGAAGCAAAAUGUCAAAUUAAAUAGAAAAUUACGGUUUUCUUAAUUGGACAUUUGCUGCCUGCCUCAUUAUUAUUUUUAUUGUUAUUUUAAAUAGUUUUUGUUUAAUAAAUUAUUCUGGAAGCAUUAAAGGAAGCAUCUUAUCUCCAGGUUUGUGUUAUUGACUUAAGGAAGUGUUACCCCACAAACUGACAUGUUUGUCAUUUUAUGUGUGUAUCUGUAAGCCCUGGAAAAAAACAGAGAGGUCCAGGCACUCCAGAUAUCAGUGGAAUAGGCAAUUUAUUGAACUCACAGCCAAAGCAACAUUUUGACCAAACUGGUCUUUAUCAAGCCAUCAACUACACACAUUGAAGGAUCACUAUAGGAUCAGGAACACAAACAUGUAUUCCUGACCCUAUAGUGAUAAAACCAACAUCUAGCCCCCCUGGGUCCCUCAUGCCUCCAUAAAUAUAGUAAAAAUCUUACUGUACUCAUGCCUGAAACUGUAACUCUGCAUGCUGUUAGACUCAGAAAAACAGCAGUCUGCUGACGUCAUCAGAAGUGGUAGCCUGAUCCAAUCACAGUGCUUACCCAUAGGAUUGGCUGAGACUGACAAAGAGGCAGAUCAGGGACAGAGCCAGCAUGAUUCAAACACAGCCCUGGCCAAUCAGCAUCUCCUCAUAGAGAUGAAUUAAAUCAAUGAAUCUCUAUGAGGAAAGUUCAGUGUCUGCAUUCAGAGGGAGGAGAUACUGAAUGUUUGGAUGCAUUUUAGGCAGCCAUGACCCAGGAAGGAUCUCUAACAGCCAUCUAAGGAGUGGCCAGUGAAGUUAUUACUAGGCUGUAAUGUAAACACUGCAUUUUCUCUGAAAAGACAGUGCUUACAGCAAAAAGCCUGAAGGGAAUGGUUCUACUCACCAGAACAAAUUCAAUAAGCUGUAGUUGUUCUGGUGACUAUAGUGUCCCUUUAAGUACAAUUUAUAGGUGUACAAAAACAAACAAGGUGAAAAGAAUCAGUUAAUUAAUAAAAAAACAAAUAAAUAAACUAGAAAAGCUACAAUUUCUGGGGAAAUUGUGUGAAGUGUUCUUGCCUCCACCAGUAGUCUACAUCUGGAGUGGGCGGAGUAACUGUUAUCAUUUACAUAGCACAUUUAAUUGCAAUGUUGUUGCACAGUUACAUUAAACCAUACAUUUAUAAAAGCAUUAGCAGGUGUUCAAAAGGCCCUGUCUAUGACAUCACUUGCUGCAGCAGCCUGGCACAGGUCAGAGUAUUUUGGCGGUUGCCAUUUUCAAACGGUCAUAUUUUAAAAACUAUAAAUCCUACAGCGAAGAGCUUUAUAUUGUGAGAAUCACGAGACCCAGACCUACAUUUUGAUACAUAGUAUGUCUCUGAAGUAUUAAAAAUGAAGGCACAGUCGCAGUUUAGAAAUUGCACUUCAAAUCUGAGCUUUGUAGAGUGAAGUUUCAAUGAAUGUCAAUGGACGGCGUUAAUUGUAAACAAAUGAUUAUAUUGUGAAAACUAUCAGGACUAUGGCUUAGCCGUUGACAUGUUUAGUGGCAGCAGGGAUAGCUGAACGUUUUGAUAUAAGAUUUGUGUAGGUGGGCCUGAAAAUAAGGGAGUGGUGGCAGUUUAGAAAUCAUGUCCUGAUUUUUCAGCUUUUGCCAGCUCCCACUCUAGCUUUGCCAUUCAUUCCUAUGGGACAAAUUUCGCCACAAGAACGACGAUAUUCCGUGAACCAUUCGGCGAAACGUUCCACAAAGUAAUAGCAAUCCGAUCGGGAACAAUCUGCACGUUUUGGUAAAUUUUGGUCUAUGUAGUGUAAAAACUGUGGGAGGAGUUAGGGUGGCAAAUUUGGCUAUAAUAAUAAUAAUAAUAUAUAUGUGAGAUAACAAUAAGUGGUCUUGCUAUGCAAGAACACUUAAUUACACUUACCCUAAACAUAAGGGAUGUCAGCUGUGUAUAGGUGAGUCAAAUACAAACUCUGGCCGGAAAUAAUUGAGGCUCCAAAAUUAGCUGGGAAAAUUUUAAACUAGAUAAUUAAUUCCUGUCAGAAGCUCCCAGAACGCCCAUAAUGUCCGCGUAAUGACGUCUAUAGAGGGCAACAAAAGUGUACCUUACGUACACAUAAGACGUCUACAUAAUGACGUCAGACGUUAACUACUAUAGCGACAUUAACAUUGCGAAUCAAGAAUAGACUCGGACUGUGCAUGUGCAUGAUAACAAAUCUUAGUGCAUGCGCAUUUGCAACAAAUAUUAAACAAAUAGAAAAUAAUGUUAAAAAGCCCAUAAGACAAAACUGAUAAAAAAGAAAAAAGUCCAAAAGAUACAACAGCUGACAAUCCUCAUAUGGGUGUACAAAGAAUAAUAAAUAAUAAUGUACUAAUUAAUAUAUAUGUGUAUUAAGUUUUCUCUCAGCAGCCCUCCUAGCAAAAGAAUAAACAUAUUCCUUUAACAUCCCUAAUAUUAAGAAUAUACAAUCCAAGGGCAUCAUAAGUGUUCAUAAAGCAUAUCACAAUAUAAGAUCUCCAUACUGGAGAUGUGUAAGACACAUAGUAUAUAUUAAUAUAUAUAGAUACAAAAUUAUUCAUUAAAAAAAAAAUAUAUAUAUGAGAUGUAUAAGAGAAUCAGGAGAUGGUAUGUAUCUGAGAGAGUUAUCAAGAGCCCUGGCUCACUCACCUGCAAUUCCCAUGCCACGCCUGGCCUCACUCCUUGAUCCCUCUUCAGCAUCUGGUCCACCAGUGUGUUCACUGCUGAAGAGGGAAGGCUGGCAAGCUCACAACGGCAUUGAAACGCCACGGUCUGUGUAUAUCUUUUGUCAGUAUAUGUAUAUGUGUGUUUAUGUAUCAAUAUGUAUGUAUCUGUGUGUGUCAGUGUAUAUAUAUGUGUGUUUGCGGGUGUAUCUGUAUGUUGUCAGUAUGUGCAUCUUUGUAUCUGCAUGUGUGUAUCGGUGUAUCUGUCUAUCUGUAAUUGUGACAGUGUUUUUAUAUGUAUGUCUGUGUUUCAGUGUGUGUAUCUGUGUAUCUGCAUGUGUGUAUGUGUAUUACUCUGUAUGCGUAUCACACGUGUGCCAGUGUAUGUGUAUGCGUAUAUGUGCAUACAUCACAGCAUUCAAACACCAACACUACACACAAAUGCACCCCUGCAUUUAAAUGUCAACAGUACAUAGAAACACACCCUUGCAUUGUAAUGUCAACACUACAUACAAGUAUACCUUUGUAUUAAACACCAAAAUUAAUCCCCCGCCUGGCCCCCAAAAAAGUUGCCACCAAAAAAAAGGUCACACUCUAAUAUUUUGUUGGACCGCCUUUAGCUUUGAUUACAGCACGCAUUCGUCAUGGCAUUGUUUUGAUAAGCUUUUGCAAUGUCACAAGAUUUAUUUCCAUCCAGUAUUGCAUUAAUGUUUCACCAAGAUCUUGUAUUGAUGAUGGUAGAGUCAGACCACCACGCAAGUGCGCAAAGCCUUCUCCAGCAUGUCCCAAAUAUUCUCAUUGGGGUUAAGGUCUGGACUCUCUGGUGGCCAAUGCAUGUGUGAAAAUCAUGCUCCCUGAACCACUCUUUCACAAUUUGAGCCCGAUGAAUCCUGGCAUUGUCAUCUUGGAAUAUACCCAUGCCAUCAAGGAAGAAAAAAUCCAUUGAUGGAAUAACCUGGUCAUUCAGUAUAUUCAGGUAGUCAGCUGACCUCAUUCUUUUGGGCACAUAAUGUUGCUGAACCAAGACCAGACCAACUACAGCAACCCCAGAUCAUAGCACUGCCCCCAUAGGCUUGUACAGUAGGCACUAGGCAUGAUGGGUGCAUCACUUCAUCUGCCUCUCUUCUUACCCUGAUGCACCUUUCACUCUGGAACAGGGUAAAUCUGGACUCACCAGACCACAUAACCUUCUUCCAUUGAUCCAGAGUCCAAUCCUUAUGCUCCCUAGCAAAUUGAAGCAUUUUAUUUCCUGAUUAGCCUCACUGAUAAGUGGUUUUCUUAAGGCUACACAGCUGUUCAGUCCAAAUCUCUUGAGUUCCCUUUGCAUUGUGCAUGUGGAAAUGCUCUUACUUUCGCUAUUAAAUAUAGCCCUGAGUUCUGCUGUUGUUUUUUUCUAUGAUUUGAUUUCACCAAACGUUUAAGUGAUCACCGAACAAGAUCAAUCAGGAUUUUUUUCAGACUACAUUUCUUCCCCGAAGGCGAUGGUUCCCCACUGUCCUUCCAGUUAUUAAUAAUGCAUUGGACAGUUCUUAGCCCAAUUUUAGUAGUUUCUGCAAUCUCCUUAGAUGUUUUCUCUGCUUGAUGCAUGCCAAUGACUUGACCCUUCUUAAACAGACUAAUAUCUUUUCCACAACCACGGGAUGUGUCUUUCGACAUGGUUGUUUAAGAAAUGAGAAGCUUCUAAUGUCAUCAGUUGGGGUUAAAUAACUUGUUGCCAGCUGAAAGAUUAUCGCCCCUGCAGUAACUAUCUAAUAGGAGGCUCUUACCUAUUUGCUUAGUUGAAUCCAGGUGGUGACCUUUUUUUGUGGCUAGGCAGUGUAUAUCAACGCUUAAAACGUUAACACUACAUUCAAACACACCCCACAUUCACACACGUACAAAAACUGACAUUCAAACACACAAACACUGCUCAGUGCAAAAUACAACCCUGCAAGCAUGGGAAAUGGUAGAGUCCCAGCUGUCAAAGCACUGUGAGAGAUGUAGGAUCUAUCUUUUGGCCACCCUUGAGAAGGGGGGCCCAAUAAAAAUAUUGCACCAUGGCCCUCUCUAUGUUAGUUCUGUCACUGGAGUGUACCUAUCACUGAUUGCCUUUCGGCACCUUGUAUUAUAAGAUCUGCACUAUAUGCAGUUUUUUGUUUCCUAUUUAUUUUGCAUAUAAUGUGGAUUUUACUCCCUGUGAAUCAUGUGUGUAAGAGGGUAAGAUAGCCCUCUUUUUUCUUCCUAGUGCUCCACUACUAUCAUCUAUUAUUUACAUGUGUUACACUUAUAAUUCACUUUUAUGAGCUUUACACUUCUAAUACAUUAAUAGAGUUAAGGUGUACCGAGGUGGGAAAUUAGAAGAAGGACGCAGGGGAAGGAGGGAAAAGAAGAAGUGAAUAACUGCAAAAGGUGGGAGGGAGGAGAAGAACAAGUGAGCAAAGGGGAGUGGGGACAUAACAGGAGAACAAGCAAAUGAAAGGGGAGAUUAGAGGUAAACAAGUGAUGAAUGGGGGAGUGGGGGGAAGCAGAGAAAAAUUGCAUGAAGCAGGGGAACAGAAGAGUUGAACAGGUGAUUUAAGGAUGAGAGAAGAAAAAAGAGGGAAGCAAGUGAGAAAUUUGGAAAAGAAAAGUUGAACAAGUAAGAAAUGGGAAAAAGAAGUGAACAAGUAAGAAAAGGGGGAGAUGAGGGGAACAAUUGGAGGAAAGAAGGGUUAUGUGGAGAGAGGCAUAAUUGGGGAGAAGGGGAGAGGGAUACAUGUUAGUGGAAGAUAAAUUAAAAGACGGGCAUGGAGAGAGAUAAAGAGGGACAGAUGGUUAUUGGAAACAUAUAACAUGUCACCAGAUGUGUAACGAGAAACCACCGUGCCUCGGUGCAGAAAUAGCCCCCCAUGUGUCCUAUCCCCCCCAUGCGUCUCAUUUAUUCUCCCCCCAGUUCCUCACUGUGUCUCUUUCCCACCCCAGCCCCUCCAUGUGUUGCACUCUCCCCCACAGCUCCUCCAUGUGUCUUAUUCUUCCUCCUAGCCCCUCUAUGUGUCUCCUUCUCUCCCCAAACACCUUCAUAUGUCUAAUCCCCUCCAUGUGUCUCAUUCUCCCCCCCCCCAACACCCUCCAUGUGUCUCUUAUUCUUCUCCCUGGACCAUCCAUGUGUCUCAUUCUCCCACUAGCUCCUCCAUAUGUGUCAUUCUCCCUUCAGACCCUCCAUGUGUGUCAUUACCCCAAGCCCCUCCAUGUUUCUCAUUCUCCCCCAUAGCCCUUCCAUGUGUCUCAUUCUCCCCCCUCUAUGGGUCUCAUUCUCCUCUUCAGCUCCUCCAUGUGUCUCAUUCUCCCCCUAGCCACUACAUGUGUCUCAUUCUCGCCACUCCAUGUGUCUCAUUCUCCCCACUUCAUGUGUCUCAUUCUCCCCCAGCUCCUCCAUGUGUCUCAUUCCCCCCCCUAGCCACUCCCAUGUAUCACAUUCUCCCCACUCCAUGUGUCUCAUUCUCCCCUCAGCUUCUCCAUGUGUCUCAUUCCCCCAUCCUCCUUCGUUCCUGUACAUGCUCACCGAGGUGCCUGAUCUGACAGGAAGUCCUUGUUGAUCUCAGUAAGCACUUUCUGUCAUACUGCGGUCCGCUCGGCCCACACUACAUACAGUGACUGGCAGGAGAGGUGUGCUGUGGGCUCUCCUACUGAAAGUCCCCUGGUGAUCGCACACCGUAGGCCGGUACAGUCCUGCCCUGAAGUUAUACCGAGAGUGAUGGGCUGGUCACAGCUGUGACCCCUGCGACUGCUGUAAUUACGCCACUGCAUGUCACCUGCUCCCACCCACCUUGCACUUAUUGCCAUUCAUCCACCUACAUUGUCAUAUUUGCCAGAAAAUCAUUCCUCAAACAAGUCACAUUCAUCCAUCCAUCCAAAAACAUACACGAAGCUUCAUAUCUAUUACAGAUUGGGGCGUAUUGAGGAAACUGGCCUUGGGGCAACAGGAAGGGUAAAUCUGUCCCCUGAGGAUAUACACUGCAAAAUAUAUUGGACAAAUACAUGUAGUUUACAGAGAUAGCUGGUAAUUUAAAACACAUAAUUUAAACACAUUUAUCAAUGCAACAGGGGUUAUUGUCUAAAAAAGAAUCAUCAAAUCAUAUUCAAGCCUUAUAUUUAAAGAGCAACUGUCAGCCCCAAAAUAUUUUUAAUAAACUAAUCCUUUCAUCAUCAAGUAUUAAAAGGAAAAUGUUUUCUUAAAGAAGUAUACAUAAAAAAAAAAAAAAUUAGGAAAACUCAUCCCUAGUACAUGACUAAAUCCACUAAACAUACACACGUGGUCAGUCACAGUCCUUGAAAACUGAUAGUCUCUAUAGUCGUCCCUGCUUCUGUGAAACGAGUGAAGCAGGGAAGACCAUAGAGACUAACUCAGUUUUCAAACACUGUCUGACACAGGGUGUAUUUACAGUUGUACUCAAAAUGAUUUAACCUUCAUUAAAAAUCGGUCUUAUUGUAAAAAUGUAAAGACUUUCAGCAGUUUGCAAUGAACAGAUCAAACAAAAGCAAUUGGAAUAGCUCAACACAACCAAUGCUUUAAGUGGUUUCCCCAAAUUCAAAAUUAGUGUGUCCGUAUGGAUGGACAUUGCAAUGGAAUGUCAAUCUCAUCCCACUCGCUGGGGGUAAACAGGGAAAGUAGCAUUUAAUAGGCGUGGAUGGACUGGUUUGGGUUGAAGAGGCUAGUAUGUGAUAAUGCCAUAUGCAGGUACUGCCCGUUUGGAUAUCAGCUUCAACAUUCGCAUCACACAAUAAAAAUCCAAAAAAAGAAAUAAACACGAUCUUCGGCAGGUAACAUUGAAAUAUUUUUUACUGAAAAUAUUCUGGUGUGUUACCUAAUUAUUGUAAAUAUUAACGGUCAUUAAAUAAAAUUUAAAGUGUACCUGUCAAUAUAAUUGAUCACAAAUGUAUAUAUUUUUUGAAAAGUCAGUUUAAACAAUUUCCCCCUCAUUCACCUGUCAAUCAACUCUUAGCAUAGACCACUAGGCUGACAGUUGAGUGACCGAGAAGAGCAGAAGAAACGUCUUGAGAUGUUUCUCUAGCUUGACAUCACAGCAACUACAAACACUGUAGCUGCACUGAUAUGUUUCUUGCAAGUAUGUCUCCUAAUUUCUGGGGAGGGGGGGUGGGGUACAGGAAUGAAGUGACAGAUAUAAUUGCAUUCUGAUGCCAUUGCACUGGCCAUCAUGCUCUAGUCAUUAGGUAGAAUUGUCCGAUUUCAGGAAAGGUCUCCAGUCUGAACCAAUCAUGCAAGAGAGGGGUGAGCAGGAUGGAGGUUUAACAUCCACAUUCUUCCAUUCACGGGGGAGCUGGCAAGCUGAUGCAUGAUAUCUUAAUUGGUUUAAGAGCUGUUAUUUGGCCAUUUACCAUAUUCCUGCUUCCCCGUAAAAGAUAUAGUCCUCCUUGCAUCUUCCAUAAGAAUUUUAAAUCCCAUCUCUGCAUCUCUCAGCAUUAAUGCAUCACCUCUUACAUUCCUGUCUUAACUGGCCAUAGAAAGUGGCAUUGUCUAUUGAAAUGUAGCCAACAUGUCUAUAAUUUACCCCCUGAGGAAGAUAAUCCAGGUGGCAAAACUCAUAAUUAAACCUGUUCCCAUUCUACACUCCACAAGGCUACAUUGGGAGGAGCGUGUUUCGGUGAGAUUUAUUUAUGUGUUUUAAAAGCACAGCAGGUGGUACUUAGUCACCAUUCCUAAUUUAAAAUUUACAGCAAACUCCAAAACACACGUUCUCACUGUUCUUUGACAAACCUUGUUUCAUUUGUUUAAAGCAUAAAAGUUUAGGGAUAACAUUUAUUUUUUUUGCUCUUCAAACCACCAGUUAUUAGGUUUUUUAUGUUAUAGAUGCCACAUAUCUCUUCUAUGCAGUGUAAAGUGAGAAGUUAAUUUGAAUUCACAUCACAGUUUGCGUGCGUUUAUUUAAUUCACCGAUGAGGAAGUAAGUAGUGUUUUGUUUUCACUCAUAUCCUAUAAUAGUUUAUGCUCUUUGCUUUCUGUGGAACAUCAGCGUUUGAUUAAGCCAAUCUCGCACCAGUCAGAGCCAUCCAGGCUGAAUGCCAAAAUGUUUGCUUUUGUUAGUUUAACAUGCAUUCAAAGGCUGCUGCAUAUAUCAUUGUCACAAUGGGGUCUGGGUUCAGUAUAAUAUGCGGUAUAUAGAGGUAUUCUAACAGAACACGCAGCUUUACUUGUUACUAGCCAUUUUGACCUGUGACUCACUGAUUGCUGUGAUGAUAAAGCCUAUUGAUGAUUCACAAGAUAUAUAUAAAAUAUUAAUCUUUGGCUUUGUAAGGUGCAUUAACUAUAUUUCAACAGUACACACAACAAGUCUUCAUGUGUACCAUCUAUUUGUGUUAAUAAGGGCAUACAGCAGUCCACAUGACUCGAGCAGGGCAAGAUUAAGAGCCCAGUGGGCCUGGUGCUGACAAUUAUGAUGGGGCCUAAUUACAGAAUCUUAUCGACCAAAAACACUAAAACAGUCAUACCUCCCAAGCGUCAUGUAUCUGAUGGAGAUGGUGUUGGAGGGAAACUCAAAGGAUGUAGCUAUAAGAAAACACAUACUCUAUGCUAAUCUCUCUCUAAUUUAUGCUUUCAAGUAAAUACAUACCCACUAACAGCAGUGUCCAGUGAAGCAGGAAGUCAAUGGGCGGGGUAAAAGGGUGGACCACUGACUCGAAUCCCGUUACCAGAACUGCCAAAAAGGGCAUGUCUGUCCAAAGAAUUGGACGCCCAGUCCUCUAGUCUUCCAGUGUCUCAGUGUCCUCAUUUCUCCCCGUGUCCCCAUGUCUCAGUGUUUCCCUUGUCACUAGGAUACUAGGGGACACAGUGAGACAUGGGGACACAGUGAGACAUGGGGACACUUGUGGAUACAGACAUGGGGACACUGGGAGACAUGGGGACAGUGGGAGACAUGGAGACACGGAGACAUGGGGACACGGAGACAUGGGGGACUAGGGGACACUGGGAGACUAAGGGAAACUGGGAGACAUGGGGACACUGAGACACUAGGGACACUGGUUGGGAGGCUUGAGGACACUGAGACAUGGGGGCACUUGUGGACCCAGACAUGGGAACACUGGGAGACAUGGGGACACUGAAAAAUGUGGGGGAACUAGCAGACAUGGGGACACUGAGACACUAGGGACACUGGCUGUGAGACAUAUGGACACUGGGAGAAAUAUAUUUGGGGACACUGGGAGACAUGGGGACACAUACACUGGGAGACUAGGGGACACUGGGUGCCGUGGAGACACUGAGACACUAGGGACAUUGGCUGGGAGACAUGGGGACACUGGGAGACAUGGGACACUGAAACAUUUUGGGACACUUUGAGACAUGGGGACAAUGAGACUCUAGGGACACUGGGAGACAUGAGGACACUGGGAGACAUGGUGUCCCUAUGUCUCACAGUGUCCCCAAGUGUCUCAGUGUUCCCAUGUUUCCCUCCUGCCUUUCCCACCCAUCCUUCACUUCCCUGAGCUGUUGUCUGUCUACAGACUGUUAGCUGCUGUCUGAACUCUCUGUGCUGUGUAGCUGCUCCCCCGCGGAUCAGUGACUAGAGAGAGGCAGGGAGGGAUAUGCUGUAACUUCCUAUCCCUGCCUCUCUCCACACACAGUGACCCCUACUGGCUGGUACUGGUAUUGCAGAGUAAUCUCAAUUUAUAAAUCAAAAAAAGUUUAAAUGUUGGAUAAACAGGUCCAACAAUUUAAGCAAAAGCUGGAAAAAUAAUAAUAUAAAUUAGAAUGAAUAAUAACUAAUCAAAUAUCUAUUCCAAAUCUCUGCCUAAGUUAUAGUGUUCUACCCACACCAAAAUCGUGUUAUCAGCCAAAAAAGGCUAUGCCUCCCUCAUAACAUACUGUGACUGAAAUAUGUCUCCGACUAUUUGACUUUAAUAUAACUUAAUAGGUCACAGUCUGUACUAUAUUGUCCUAAUACUAUGGAAACAGUCACAGAAAGAAAGUCCUGAUUCUAAAUGGGUCUGCCUGUGAGAGCAGACAAAAAUAAUCAAUCAAUAAUCUCUAAGUAAAUCUCAAAAAUACUAAUAAAUAUGUUCCAAAAUAGAGUGAGUAGUAAAAAGGAUAGUGUUAAGUACCUAGUGUAUCCAAAGAGUAUCAAAAUAGUCUCUAUAAUAGAGUGUAACACUUGAUCUAAUAUAGUUAAACCCUAUAAGGAGAAUGCUAAUCAUAAUCACAUAGUUACAAACUACAAAACUGUAUCUCCUUAUCAGGAUAUAAAUGAAGUUAGAGAAUCAGGACUGAGAGGGAGGUUUAGAAAGGUAUUAAAAUGCUAAUGUGCAGAGCCAUACUUAGGAUGUUGGCUGCCUGCACAUAGUGGAAGUGAAAGGGCCCUAAUGUGACAGUGAGAUAGAAAAGAAAAGCGGAAAAACCCGACGCGCGUUUCGGUGCUUAAAGCAUGCACCUUCGUCAGGGGUCAGAAUUGAAGUGACUCACUCCAGUCUAGUUUAUAUAUCCCUUCAGUUAUAGCCUUACUUACUCUCGGACCAAUCGUGGAACGCUAGGGUAACCGUUAUAAUUGAUGCCGAAAUUACCGGCGUUAAGUUAAAGAUGACGUAAUACAAAUGCCCCAAUCGUGUUCUAAACGGGGCGGAGUUAACUUACUAAUGAAUCGUUAACUCUUCAAUGUCCUUUAUAUCAGAUAUCAAAUAUACUCGACAUGAACUAACAAUGCCAGAUGUAUAAAUCUUCACUAUAAUCAUAAGUGGGAUAAAGUAAAGGAAAUUGUUCCUAACGAUUUUAUUAUGUUUAAUGCCAGAUACCUUGGCAUUCAUAGACUCUGUAAAGUCCAAUGAUGUUAAUGUCUUUUCAUGAUAUAAAGAGUCAAUGUGACCGGAAUAGAAUUAAAAUUAAAAAUGAAAGUAAAAAUAGAAAAUCUUAUGUAAAUUAAAUUUACUGUUGUAAGGGGAUGCUCAAUCCAUUCGAAAAUAUGUCCAUCACUUAUAAUAAUCUAAGUCUAUUUGAUCAACUAAACUACAUUGAAUUAGAUAAUAAAUGGUUCUAAAGUGAAAUCAUAAAUGUGGAUAUCGAUCCAUCUGUUAGGCUUUGUUAUCAUAGAUGCAGAUGUAUAUUUCAUCCCGUAAGUGCUAGAAGAAAUGCCAAUAAUGUUAAUGCAUAAAGGUAAAAACUGCUUCAAAAGAGGUAGUACAAAAAAUAAUAAUGAUGAUCACUGAACUAGAAGAAAACAAUAAUGUUAGGUCCUCUUAUAUAAUAUGUUUAAGGGGCUCGUUAUUAUCUCUCUAGCUUUACCAAAAAGAGAAUAGCGUGAUGUAAAUUCUGAUUGAAAUAUUUAAAGAUAGAGCCGAUAGCCGUGAACGAUCGGCUGUAUCUAAUACAUCACUAUAAUCUGGUCAUCUCUUCGUGGCUAAUAAUUAAAUGAGACUAUCGUGUCACAAAGAUGGAUAUAUCCUCUUAACCUAAUAUAGAUCCGUUCGAUCGUCAAUUAGUGGAAUUUUAAAAUUCCAAAAUGAAUGAAAUGAACAUAAAAUCCACUAAUGUGAUACAUCAAUGCCCGAUAUUCAUAAAACAAUUACCGAUGUUGCCAGUGAGCUGUUAAUCAAUUUAAUUUAAAAGAUGUAAGCUCACAUGGGGACAAAUAGCAAGAAUUUGACAGUUAGAGUUUAAAUUUUAAAGGCAGAGGGGACUAUAUCAAAUAAAUUGCUGGAGUUACAAGUUCCUAAUAGUGAUAGUGAAAAAUAACUAAAGAUAGAGAAAGGAAAAGAAAGUAUAUACAAUAUAUGAAAUAAUUAGAUUAAAUAAUAUUAGCACUUAAUUAUUAUUAUUAUUAGAGUUCUUCAAUGUACUGGUUAAAGUCUGAUCCUAAUAUUUAAUCAGAAAUAAAGGGUGUAUAAGAAAAGCCUUCAUUUAAGCUAGAACUGAAGGGAUAUAUAAACUAGACUGGAGUGAGUCACUUCAAUUCUGACCCCUGACGAAGGUGCAUGCUUUAAGCACCGAAACGCGCGUCGGGUUUUUCCGCUUUUCUUUUCUAUCUCACUGUCACAUUAGGGCACUUUCACUUCCACUAUGUGCAGGCAGCCAACAUCCUAAGUAUGGCUCUGCACAUUAGCAUUUUAAUACCUUUCUAAACCUCCCUCUCAGUCCUGAUUCUCUAACUUCAUUUAUAUCCUGAUAAGGAGAUACAGUUUUGUAGUUUGUAACUAUGUGAUUAUGAUUAGCAUUCUCCUUAUAGGGUUUAACUAUAUUAGAUCAAGUGUUACACUCUAUUAUAGAGACUAUUUUGAUACUCUUUGGAUACACUAGGUACUAAACACUAUCCCUUUUACUACUCACUCUAUUUUGGAACAUAUUUAUUAGUAUUUUUGAGAUUUACUUAGAGAUUAUUGAUGGAUUAUUUUUGUCUGCUCUCACAGGCAGACCCAUUUAGAAUCAGGACUUUCUUUCUGUGACUGUUUCCAUAGUAUUAGGACAAUAUAGUACAGACUGUGACCUAUUAAGUUAUAGUAAAGUCAAAUAGUCGGAGACAUAUUUCAGUCACAGUAUGUUAUGAGGGAGGUAUAGCCUUUUUUGGCUGAUAACACGAUUUUGGUGUGGGUAGAACACUAUAACUUAGGCAGAGAUUUGGAAUAGCUAUUUGAUUAGUUAUUAUUCAUUCUAAUUUAUAUUAUUAUUUUUCCAGCUUUUGCUUAAAUUGUUGGACCUGCUUAUCCAACAUUUAAGCUUUUUUUGAUUUGUAGCAUUUCAUAGGGGUUAAACCCCUGGACAUAACUGGAGUGUCCACACAGGUUCUGUUGUGGGUUCCGAAGUACGUUUCUCCUUUAAGGAUUGAAUUCUUACUAGGAAAGUCCACAACUUUAUUUCUAAUCUCCAUUUAUACUGAGAAAAAUAUCUGCAUUUGUAUUGCCGGUAUUACUGCAAUACUGGCACGGCCAGGCAGCCCCAAAUACCAGCUGUGCUGGUAAAAUACCAGUCAGGUGGGAAACCCAAGAGUAUUGUGUGUAAAAACAAAACAAAAAAAAGUUACUAAAAAUAUAUAUAUAUAUAUUUUUAAAUGGGCCUAUUCCAUGACAUUCCAAGACAUACUUAGGUUGCUUGGCACCUGGGAGAAAUUGCAUUUUGCCCCCUUCCCAAAUUGUCUCUCAUGGCUCUCUGUAUCGCUUAUGCUCCUCUUAUGUCUCUUACACCCCCUUGUGUCUCUUACGCCCAUUUGUGUGUCUCUUAUGCCUUCCUCAUGUCUCAAAUGUCCCCACUAUGUCUGCUAUUAGCCACCUCUGGUCCUUACCAUCUUGUGUCUCUCCCCCCUUUGUUUCUUUCACCCCUCUCUUGUGUCUGGUUUCUUCCCGACCUCUAAAUGGCUAGCCCAUUCAUAUGGAAUGUUCUUCUCCACAGAAUCUUCCUUAUUCGCCUGUUCUUUAUACAUAUUCUUAAAGGAAUACUCUAAGCACCAACACCACUACAUCAUUGGUGCAUAAAUGCUAUCCCUUUUUCUGGACAAUGUUAAACUUUGCUUUUUUAACCAGACAUUACGACUGCAUCUUCCUUCACAUUCUUUGAUUUUCAAAGGUUUUCAUGAUUGGCAUUAUUAAAACCAGCAUGGUGAUGCCAAUCAUGUAUUUAGGAUAUUGCAGACCUAGCGUCUGCUUGUUGUAAAUAACAGCAUGCUGAGCUGUCAGUCAGUUUAUCCAUUGAAAAUGUUCACACUGCGUACAUGCACAGUGCAGUCCUCUGUAAAUGCUUCCCUGUGAGAUACAUUGGAUUAGCCGAACAUCAUAAAGCUUGAUGAAUUCAAAGUAGAUGGAUUAGCUGUGGUGGGGCAUCGGUGGUGGAAGAAAAUUCUGUUUAACUUUCUUUUUCUAUAAAAGAGGUGGGGGAGGGCUGAAUCUAAAUAUACACAGACACAGUGGGUUUAAUUUUUUUUUAAAUAUACUAUUUUAUUAAAGAACUGCUUGGACAGUUAUUUAGAGAAAUGAUUAAUAACAAAUCUCCAAAAACAAUUUAAUUCUAUUGGACAUUACAUGCCAUGCUUUCCAGUGUCUGCUCCAACCUUCAUUUCACCUUUUUCGUAUACUCCUUCCUACCUUAUGUAGCAAAGAUCUAGAAGUUUUUUAGACCACUUAAAUUAUGCAUACUAUUUUCUAAGACUGUAUAGUAACCAGAUCCACCAUGUUUUCAGGGAGACAUGUGUAUAUAUUGAUGGGCAGCCAAGAAAAGGGUUGCCCUCUGUAACAGAUGCCCUGUUCCUGGAUAUUACUUUUAUUUUGCCUGGAUUGAUAUACGAAUCCAACCGAACCGAUUUGCCCCAGCUGGUUCGUGUGCCGAACGCUUGAACCACACAAAGCAGUCGUGUGCUGCCAAUUGACCCAAUUGACCUUACAAACACUUGUUCUUACUGCAACACUGAACAUUCUAAGGGAUUCACUGGGUGGUCGUCAAUACGUAUGUACGAACACGUGGCGGCGGCCAUCUUGUUUUGUCGAAUGCAUCUAGCGGUGUUUGGGCGUCGAGUGUAUGGAACUAUUUUCGGACACUCAACUGCCCGAACACCACUGAGAUUUCCAGGAUCACUUAGGUUCUUUCCAAAUCAUCCGAAAAAGGCGGUGUUCGGUGAAACCCAACCCCUGAACAAGGGGCACACAACUAGCUUUCCCAAAAUGGUUAUUUUAGACAUUUUGUUGCAUUUGAAGCCCAUGAAAGAGACCAGCUGCACAGCCCAAUUCUAUGUAACUAUUCUGGGCAAGAGCCUUGUGUACGGUCAGUCAGAAAUAAGACUUCCAUGGAACUUUCAAACCCCUGAAACGAUCUGGGUGAUAUUUAGAUAUGUUGCUCACCCAGAUCGGGGCUAUCAGUGGAUGUAUCGGGGCUAUUGUGGGGAUACUAUGUGUUUUGGGAUACUUUUGGUUCUGUGAAAAUAUAUGUUCUUUUUCGUCUGGAGAUAAUUGAGUUGAUACAGUAAUUGACUCCAUUAUCUCCCAGGCAGAGGGGAGGGAUUGUAUGCUAUGUGUGGGAGUGUCAUAAAGUAUAAACCUGUUGUUAUUGGCUUCUAUUCUUGUAUUGUAGUCCCCAACAAGGUCCAUGUGUGAGUGCACCUUGCAUGGGGACUGUCCUAAAAGGCCAAUUGUGGCACCAUUAAAAUCAGUCCAGUUUUACCCUUAACAUAGAGCCUCCCCUUAUGUUUAUAGGGACCUGCUAUGCAAUCUAUAACCACUAGCUCUUAUCAGAGCUUCACAGCCAUACCUACUUCUUCACCACUUGGAUUGAUGCUUGGGUAUACAUCAGCGUUCUUCACUCUAGGGGGAAAGGACAUCUCUGGUGGCGAAAUCCCCUCCACUAGCAGGGCGGCCGUUACACCCUCUAGUAUGUAGAAUUCAGAAUAAGUAUAAGAUUAAGUAAUUAGGCAAUGAAAAAAUAUGCAUUAUACAUACUACAGGGCAACCCUUUACAUGCGUUUCCAUAAAUAUUACAAAAUUAUAUGAAUUCAUGGUGGAUCUAGUAACUAUGUGUGUAUAUAAAUAUAUAUUCUUUACACAAGAUAUCAGUGCCUUGUCUGUCAGCACAGACCUAGAGCAGUUAGUGGUUCAAACAGUGUGGUAUGAUCUCAUUGACUUCAUGUAAUAGGUUAAAUGCAGUCCUUAAACGUGUUUUUUGGGGAAUGAGGGUUUAUGUGUCAACAAAAAAGAGGAUUCACAUCAGACAAUUAAUUAAAACUAAGUCAGUUUGAAUGGAAAUAUGCAUAUUUCUCCAGUAAAUGUUACAUUUAAAAAAGCUGCUGUUGAGGGUGAGAAUUUAAACAUUUUGACUAAUUUUUUUUAACCUUUUGAAGUGCGUUUUGGUCCAAAAAAAGCUGUUAUCCCCAUCCAAUGGCCCUUUAUACAUCGCUUAGGACCUAGGUUUGCAGGUAUGAUGAUUUCUGAGAAAGAGACACAGCUCUCUUGCUGUUUUUCUAUCAACAUUUAGUUUGUCUAACUAAUCCCUGGGAAUUAAAGGAUUAUAGAGUUAAAGAGGCUUAGUGAUUUGAAGUGGUCAUGGUUCCCAGAGUCAGUAUGUGCAGAGUAUUGCUGCACGUAUAGAAUUUAACCCCUGAGCUGCUAGAAGUAUAACUCUGCCUCAUCUUCAUUAGGGUGUCAGUAGCUAGCCCAGAACAAGAGUUCCAGUGACUAAAAUUGGCACCUGAUGCCAGACAGUGAAUGUCAUCAAGGGCCUCUCCCUCCAUGCCAUUUCUGUCCUCCCCUGAAUCAGAAGAAGAAGAUCGACCACUACAUCAUUGGUACAUAAAUGCUAUCCCUUUUUCUGGAUAAUGUUAAACUUUGCUGUUUCAACCAGACAUUACGACUGCAUCUUCCUUCACAUUCUUUGAUUUUCAAAGGUUUUCAAGAUUGGCAUUAUUAAACCCAAUCGUGUAUUUAGGAUAUUGCAGACCUAGCGGGAAUAGGAGUAUGUUUAGUACAUAAUUAUUACGGGCGCACAUCCUAAUGCAGUAUGCUGUGCAUGCCCAUAGCUGUUUAUAUCAUUAAACCACUUCUUCCUCAUUUUCCUUAUAAGAAAAAUAUACCACUGACUGACUGACCACUUGACUGAUAGUCUCUAUAGAGAGCAAUAAUUGGCUGAGAGUGAUCAGUUGAUGCUGUUAACUAUUACACGACCAGCAAGAAUGGCAUCCGGCUAUGCCCCAUUACCAGGGAAUAUUGCUAGGAUACUCCUGGCAUCAUAAAUGCAGCAGGCUACAGUGGCUAUAGUGCUUGGGAUAACCCUUUAAUGAGUUCAGACAGUGAAGUGGUUUUAGGUUUAAUUGCAGUGUUGGCAUUUUAAGAUAAAUAAGUUGGUUUCAUGUACAAAAGGGCUCAAAAAGGUUUGCCAUCACUGUUCUAGUGCAUGUCCUUUAAUGCUAUCUACCUUUGACAUUCUUCAUGUUGGCUGUCACUGUGUUAUUUGCUACGAUUUAUUUUCCGCAGCUCAAAAUAUAUUUCUAUAAUUAACUAACCAGUGAUCGUUUUAUUACAUUCCACCAAAUACAGGAUUCAAGGAAUUGUAUCUUAGCAACAUGAAGAGGUUAAAGCGGCACUAUCAUGCUGAACUUACCUUUCCCUGAUCGCUUCCUCUUUAAAACAUAGGACAAAAUAGGGACUACUUUGUUUUAUGUAUUUUUCCUAUGCUUGGCCAGCUUUGAUCCACUUCCUGUGGUCAAAGAAAUUUUCCCACAAUACUCACCUUUCCUUCAUGAUCUCGAAUGCCUCCUGUCAUUAUUUCAAAACGUAUCAUCAUCUAGACAGGACGCUGGCAAAACUACCGAAUUGCGCCCUAACAGAAUGAGUAUAGUUUGUUCAUUCAUGUUAGCACGACAUUUGGUACUAUCUCUUUGGAUCGGAAUUUCAUUCAAAUUAAUUAAAUGCCAAUCAUGGGUGGGGUCCUGGAGGGAGACAAUAGGUCCUCCCCCCUUCUGUUACAUUUGGCCCCCACCCGACGCUCAUGGGUGGGUUCCGUGGGGGUGGACACAAUAGGUCCCCCCUUUUUGUUACUUUUGGCCCCCAAACGCUGCUUGGGGGUCUUUUUUUAGAACAGUGAGCAGCCAGUAUCUGGACAUCUGGAAUAUCUGGAAGUUCAAUUUUCCCUGCUCCUGUUGUAGGUACUGGACAAUAGCUAUGUUAAUGCCACUGACAGUUGUUCUAAAUAGCUUAUUUAAUAAGUUUUUCUGAAAAUUCUAUUAACCUCUUAAAAAUACAACUUCUGCAAUAAAAGCGAAUCAUGAUGGAAUAUUUCCGUCAUGUGUCCUUAAGGGGUUAAUCCAUGGAAAUGUCUAUUGGUUAGACUUGAAUGCUCUCCAGGUGACUUCACUAAAUUGAAGAUUUUUACAGCUCAUUUAAUUUGUCCUACAUUUUGAAGUCUGAUGUGAAUUCACCAUAACAACGUUUUUAAUGACUACAUUCUAAUAGAAUUUAGAGUGCCAUCGUGUCAGGAAUGAUGAUUUCCUACAGACAUUUUAGACUUCUAAAUAGUAAUUAAUUUACUUAUUUCCAGUAAAUGUGUAAAGUGUCAGUUCCCCUGUCAUCUUAUCAAUGCUUGUACCUUUUAGUUAAGGAUGUUUUGUUUCCAUUUAUUUAUCAUUUCUGUUUAUAAAGGUUGUAGAUGUGGCUCUCUCUUCUAGAUCCCAAAAUAUACUGAUAAUAUUAACCCUCUAUUCAUUGUUUUUCUUUGUGUGACUUUUCUUCCAGGUUCAGAAAUGUCAUAAAAUGUGUUCUAUAUAUACUUCUACUAAACUGUUAUGAGUAAGUUGAAUGGUCUAUACUUUUGGUGUGAACAUGUAAGUCAUUGCCGUAUCCCAUUAACGGGAUUAUUGGAGAUGAUUGGUGUUCAUGCAUCUAUGGAAGGUCACAACAGAGAUGUAAUAAUGUGUUAUCUACUGUUUAUGCCAACAGUUUCAAAUUAAUUGUAAUACUCCUGAAUUGGACCUUUGUCCCGCUAUCCCAUAUGUCUUCCCAUAUGGUGUUCCAUAGAAGUAGAAAAGUGCAAAGUACAAAUAUGUUUAACCCCUUAAGGACCAAACUUCUGGUGUAAAAGGGAAUCAUGAUAUUUCACACAUGUCAUGUGCCCUUAAGGGGUUAAAGGAUAACUGUCCUCAAAUUUUCACUUUUCAUUUUUUUUAAAGUUUAUUACAAUUAAUGAAGCUUUGUAAUAAUUUUUUAUUUGAUAUAUUGAUUUUUUUUUUUUUUUAAAUUGUUCCUGGCUGAGCUACCAUGUUGGGUCAGACUCGAUUAUUAUCUAACUAGUCUGCUGCAAUUUCAUAUAGAACAAUCACAGCCACAGGCAAGUUGUGUUGAGCAGCAGUUGGUCAGAUAACAGUAGUGUCUGACCCAACAUGUCUGCAAAGCAAGAUAAAAAGUGAAAGUUUAUCAAAAGAUUCAAGAGACCAAUGGAGUCAUUGGAGUGGACGACUAUAGAAAUAUGUUAAUUUUAUAAUCAAUACAGGAUUCUGGAAACAUGCUGGAAGAAUUGUCCAACUCCGCUCUAGUCACAGUUGGAUGAUUUCAGACGUAAAUUUGAAAUUUGGCUUUCACUUCACUUUGAUUCUGUAUUAAUUGUAUAAACCCUCAAGAUAUAUUUGCCCACAUAUUGAUUGUGAUUUCUUGCCAAAACAUUGACCUCGAUGUUAAAUUAUUGGAUGAGCUUUUCAAGUUACUUAAUAUUUUUGGACAAACGUUACAUUAGAUUUCAACUUUUUAAAAGUUUAAAAAUAUCUAAAAAUAUUAAAAUCAUUUGAAAAGCCUCUCAUAAAAUACAAAUUCUAGGCCUUAGUUGGUUAAUUGUGGCAGAGGUCAAGCAUACUAACAAGUGAUAUAACUUUUCUUGUAGGGGCUGUGGUGGCUGCCUUCUUUCUCUGCAACUUCCCUGAUACAGCGUCAUCCCUCAUGCAAAUUUAUAUAGAAAAUUGGAAUGCGCAUGUCUACACUGUAUACACCUGGUUGAAGACCUACCUGUCUCUCCCACUUUGGUAUCUCAACAGUGCACUCGACCCAAUACUCUUCUGCAUCUCCUCUACAUCCUUUCGUAGAGCUUGUUGGAAGAGCCUCACUACAUUGCUUCCGUGGCAAGGAAAAGCCACGGAUCAUGGACCGAGCCACAAAUACCAAGCUUCCUGCAUAAGAUCUCGUGGGGGUUCGUCUCUUGUGUCAGCACCAAGUACACAUUCAACAUGCACCCUGAAUUCAAAUGAAGGGGAACAGAGGGAAAAUUUGGCCAUGUACCGAACCACCAAACCAAAACUUGUGUAUUACCGGCACAUUACAAUGAUGGAGAGAGGAGACUACUCAAUUCCUUAG
Molecule: messenger RNA, 21429 nt
Organism: Pelobates cultripes (western spadefoot toad)
Lineage: Eukaryota; Metazoa; Chordata; Amphibia; Anura; Pelobatidae
Source: the annotation of a GenBank genome assembly